AAUUAUGAUAUAAAUAAUAGUCAUUCAAUCAAAGAAAUAUUCAAUGCUUCCCUUGUUUGUAUUUUAAAGAAAAGGAAUCUAUAAGAUUAGAAAUUUUAUAAAACCUAUGUCUUGUAAAAACUUUCUAGCGUUAGUAGUUUGUUAUGGAAAUAUAGUAGUUCCCCUAUGUAGUUUGGACAUUUCUGACACACUCUCAAAGCUUAUUGUAAUGAUAAUUAAUGGUUAAUGGUGAAAAAAAUGAUAAUUUUUUUUUUCUCUCUUUUUUGUUGUCCACAGAGUUUUUGCAAGUCAUGCAGGGGUAAACGGGUAGUGAGGGGACCAAAAACAGUGAAGAUAAAUGUUCUGGCAGGGGUGGACAACAUGGAAACCAUUAAGAUUCCCAGAAGUGGUGGAGCAGAUCCUGAGGGCAAUCAACCUGGUGAUCUUUAUGUUAUAAUCAAGGUUAGAGAAGACCCUGUGUUCCGGAGAGAAGGGCCUGACAUUCAUGUUGAUGCAAUUUUGAGCAUUACUCAGGCAAUUUUGGGAGGAACAAUCCAGGUGCCAACUCUGACUGGGGAUGUUGUUGUUAAGGUCCGCCCUGGAACUCAACCUGGUCAAAAAGUUGUCCUGAAGAAAAAAGGUAUGUGAGUUUAUUAUUACCUGUUGUCUUCAAUUUGCUUCUCAAAAUCUUUUGUUGUAAAGCCCGUUUCUAGAACUUAUAAAUGAUAUAUAUUAACAUUAAUGCUGACAGCCUGACAUUUAUUUUCUAUCUGGGAAAUUAUGUAUACUAUCUUGCCAAAGUUGUUUUCAUUAUGCAGUUCGUGGUAGUUUCAUGAGUAUAUAUUGUAAUCUAUCCUUUGUCAGAUGUGUUUACUUUCUGUUAUUGUUUGUAUAUUUAGUAAUCUGACACACUGAGGAAGAACAUCCUCCAUAAAUGUCUGGGGCUCUGUUCCAUUGCGUACCAUUGGAAAACAUGCAGCAGUCCUAGCUUUGUCUACCAUACCAUAGAUAUAAAUGUUGUGCCCACAGUACAGCUAGACAAAUUUUGAAUUAGUGAAGCGUAGUCAGUACCAUCAAACUCCCCAUAUCAAAAUAGAGACUAGCAUCAUACUAUAUUUGCUCUUGCCCUUGCUUUCUAAUAUCUUUCUGUCUCUGCUCUAUUAUUGACAUUAACAAAAAGAUGGCUUUCUCACUGCA
Olea europaea var. sylvestris is the source of this 1176-nucleotide messenger RNA. RefSeq names its product chaperone protein dnaJ GFA2, mitochondrial-like. The coding region runs from base 226 to 627 and encodes 133 amino acids. Gene Ontology annotation, cellular component: cytoplasm. The record is from RefSeq and is a predicted model, not a curated record. NCBI's taxonomy places the organism in Eukaryota, Viridiplantae, Streptophyta, Magnoliopsida, Lamiales, Oleaceae. The transcript has 5 exons. Gene Ontology annotation, biological process: protein refolding.